GACGUAAAAGUAUAUAAAACAACACUGUUAGCUAACUGACAGGUGAGCUGGGUUUAAUAAUGUGCUGACUGUCACUCUGAAGGUGCUGACUCUCCUCUGUGGAUCCCCUCAGCAGCCCUGAACUUCCUCAUGUAUCACAAAGGCACAGAUUAAAAACAAAGCUCUCCCUCUCUAUCUCUCUUUUCUCCCCUCCCUCCUCUCUUCUUCUUCUUCUUCCUCUUUUCUGCGGCAGAUUCAGUGUGUCAGAGAGAGAGGCUGAAGAGGAGGGAAAAAGCACAGACUAUUUGCACGGAGCUGAGUGUGUGUUUAUGUUUGUAUGUCUCUCCAUUGGUCGGCCGGGUGAAGGGGCACCAGGAGGAGAGUAAGAGGAAGGGAAAGAGGAGGAGGAGGAGGAGGAAGAAGAGGGAAGCCUGCCUGGAUGAGAUUGUCGGUGUCAUGUCACUACGUAUGGACCUUGACUGAUCACAGGGUGAAGAAAAGAGAAAGAGACACUGAGAGGAGGUGGAGUAAUUGAGACUUUUACUGUGAGAAGAAGAAGAAGGAGGAGGAGGAGGAGGAGGUGAAGUCUCGUUUUAUCAUGACAUUAUUGGGAGAACGAAGCGACGGAUUGAGCGCUCUUCAGUUGUGUGUCAACAGGAAUUCGCCCUAGAAAAGAAGAGGAGGAAAACACAAGACUCUGGAAGUAGACUGCUGCUUUCCACCCAGCUAAGGAGCAGGACUUACUGAGAGUGUGUGUUAGUGUGUGUGUAACCGGUGGAGGGCAGAGGAGUGGAGGGCCAGGGGACGAACCUGGCCAUCAAACGAACUGGCAGCCUCUCCUCUCCUGGGAUCAUGUACCCUCAGGGCAGGCAUCCGGUUCCCUUACAACCCGGCCAGUCUUUCAAGUUCACCGUCCUGGAAACCCUGGACCGCAUCAAGGAGGAAUUCCAGUUCCUCCAGGCGCAGUAUCACAGCCUGAAACUGGAGUGUGAGAAGCUGGCCAGUGAGAAGACGGAGAUGCAGAGGCACUACAUCAUGUACUACGAGAUGUCCUACGGCCUCAACAUCGAGAUGCACAAACAGGCGGAGAUCGUGAAGCGUCUCAGUGCCAUCUGCGCUCAGAUCAUCCCGUUCCUCUCUCAAGAGCACCAGCAACAGGUGGUCCAAGCAGUGGAGAGGGCCAAGCAGGUCACAAUGGCUGAACUGAACGCCAUCAUCGGGCAGCAGCAGCUCCAGCACCUGUCUCACCACGCCCCCGGCAUCCCCCUCACGCCUCACCCGUCAGGCCUCUCCCUGGGGGCGGGGGGCUCAGGGCUUCUGGCGCUCACCGGCGCCCUGGGGGUCUCAGCCCACCUCGCCUCCAAAGACGAGCGAAACCACCUCGACCCCGAACAUCUCAGAGAGGGAGCGCCCAGCAGGAGUAAGUCAGUGUCAUCGACAGACAGUCAGCCCAAUGACGAGCGGCAGGGCCCAUCAGGAGGCUACUCCUCCUCGCAGGGAGGAGCCGAGGCGAAGAGGAGGCGCUGUGACGACAAGGAGCCCCUCCCACCACACUCCUAUGACAGUGACGGAGACAAGAGUGAAGACAAUCUCGUAGUGGACGUCUCCAAUGAAGAGCCGAACUCUCCUGCGGGCAGCCCUCCUCACUCCCCCCACGGGAACGGGUUGGAUCGGGCUCCGACUCUGAGGAAAGAGCUGCCGGGUUCCUCCAGCGCCGGAGAGGCCCCCUCCACCCCAAACCCUCGCAGCCCGACCCCGGGGAAGUCCAAGGACUCUGCACAGAUGGAUAAAUCCCAGUCUCCGUUGUCCAAGUCUGGCACCCCUUCCCCGUCCCACCGCGAGGCCCUCACCCCCGGAGCUCCAGGAGCCCCGGGUCCCAGCACCUCCUGCCUGCGUCUGGUCAGCAAAGCAGCAUCCAGUGCAGACCCUCUAGCUCUCCGCAGUCCCUUGUCUGUGCCCCCCGGUUCAUACCCGGCUCAUUUUGGAGUGGUGUCCCACGCAGGACUGAACGGAGAGCUGGCCAGCCCAGGAGGCUUCGGAGGAGCUCUGACUCUCUCUCCACAAAUCAGUGCUGCAGCCAACGCCUACUCCCGCAGCCCCAUGGUGGCGUAUGACUCUCGGUCUCAUCUGAGGGCGCCAGGUCUCUCCUCUUCUCUGCCCGGCUCCUCCGGUGGCAAGCCCGCCUACUCGUUCCAUGUGAGCGCAGACGGCCAGAUGCAGCCGGUUCCCUUCCCCCCCGACGCCCUGCUGGGCCCAGGGAUCCCUCGCCACGCCCGUCAGAUCCACACCCUGAACCACGGGGAGGUGGUAUGUGCCGUCACCAUCAGCACCUCCACGCGCCACGUCUACACCGGAGGCAAGGGCUGCGUCAAGGUGUGGGACAUCAGCCAGCCGGGGAGCAAGAGCCCCAUGGCCCAGCUGGACUGCCUGAACCGGGACAACUACAUCCGCUCCUGUAAAAUCCUCCCUGACGGACGGACUUUGAUCGUGGGGGGUGAAGCCAGCACGCUGUCAAUCUGGGACUUGGCCACGCCCACUCCCCGCAUCAAGGCGGAGCUGACGUCGUCGGCGCCCGCCUGCUACGCUCUGGCCAUCUCCCCCGACAACAAGGUCUGCUUCUCCUGCUGUAGCGACGGCAACAUCGUGGUCUGGGACCUUCACAACCAGACGCUGGUCAGGCAGUUCCAGGGCCACACGGACGGAGCGAGCUGCAUCGACAUCUCCAACGACGGCACCAAGCUGUGGACGGGGGGGCUGGACAACACGGUGCGCUGCUGGGACCUCCGGGAGGGACGCCAGCUCCAGCAGCACGACUUCACCUCGCAGAUCUUCUCUCUGGGUUACUGUCCGACAGGCGAGUGGCUGGCUGUGGGGAUGGAGAGCAGUAACGUGGAAGUCCUGCACGUUUCCAAACCUGACAAGUACCAGCUGCACCUCCACGAGAGCUGCGUUCUCUCUCUCAAGUUUGCCUCUUGUGGCAAGUGGUUCGUGAGCACAGGAAAAGACAAUCUGCUGAAUGCAUGGAGGACACCGUAUGGAGCGAGUAUCUUCCAGUCCAAGGAGUCCUCGUCCGUGCUGAGCUGUGACGUCUCCCCGGACGAUAAGUACAUAGUGACGGGCUCCGGGGACAAGAAGGCCACGGUGUACGAGGUGGUGUACUGAGGACGAGACGGGAGGAGACAGGACGGAGAUUUUGCUUUUUGUUUUGAGCAACUGCAUCACCUUCGUCUCUGAGACCUCCUGACCUGAACCCCUUAUACAUCCCUCCCCCCUUCCCCCCUUAUUUCCUGUGAUAUAAGCUACUAUGGAAGAUCCCAAAUGCCUCCCCCCUCCUCCCCUUCUUCCACUUUUAGCCCAAGGAUGCGGCAUGAUAGCAGAGAGAGAGAGAAAAAGGGAAGCAGUGAGAUAAGAAAGGACAAAGAAAAAGGGCGGUGGAGCGUAAAGAUAAAGUCAGCAGGGAAAAGACAAGAGGGAGGAGAGAAAGCGAGAGAGGAAGAGGAAGGAGGGAGGGUAAUUAGGGCUGUUUCCUGAUUAAGAGCUCAGUGGAAGGGAGGCCCCCAGAGGAGCGGCAGCCAGGAGCCCUGAUACCACACAAUCGAUUCAUUAGCCAGACAGAGGAAGCCUUAAUGAGGCUGACGCCGCAGCCCGCGCUCCCCCAGAGAGGUGUCAGGAGCUGGGGAACGAUGACACUCCGAGAUCUGGGGGGUGGGGGGGAGAUAUACACAUAUACUGACAUGAAACACACACCUGCUCACACACAAAGGUGGGAGAAGUACUCAGGUCUUCUAAAAGUAGAAGUACCAGAAUGUAGGAAUACAAGUCCUGCAGUCAAUAAGUUACUCAAGUAAAAGUACUCGCAUCUAUAUAUACUUAAAGUACCAAAAGUAAAAGUACUCAUUGUGCAGAUUGGUCCUAUUGCAGAAUGAUAUACAAUUUAGGAUUUGAUAAUAAUUAGUUUAUCAAAAAAAGUGAAGUCCCUCAAGAUGGUACAGUACUCCAUGUACUUAGUUACUUUGAAAAAAACACACACACUGAUAAAACCCCUGAGGUAAGAGAGAGAAACCCACACACACACAGAGCACCCAAUUAAACAUUCACCGCAGCGCUCCCCCCCCCACCCCCCGUCUCUCUGCUUAAUAUCUAUUUUAUUUUGGUCUGACAAAGGCAGCGUCUAAUGAGCGGAGGAGUCUCCCCGGCCCGGAGACACAAACAGAGCAUCAGGCGAGCCGCUCCCUCUAAUUCCUCCGGAUUGUUCUCCUGACACCCGGCGCUGCUCUCCCUCUCAUUAACGGCCCCGUCAGCUCCGUGAAGUAGCAGCACGCCAGCGUCACUGUAAGGCAGACAAGAGGGCGAGUUAACCCCCCCCCCACGAUUAUCAUCAUCAUCAGCAGACUGAGCAGCGACUAAUCCCGAUCCUUUUCACGUUUUAUGCAACCAGUUGCUGUUUGUUUUUUUAUUUGCAAACCAGACGAGAGCUAUCGGUCAUUAUCCACACCUCCGCCUGCCUGCUGACGUUAAAUCUAAGCUAUUGAUUGCUUUAAUUGAGAUGCUAAACACUUUAAAGGAGAAGAUGGAUACUUCUGUCUUUUUAUCCGAGCCGAUAAGCGUUUUUCAAAAGAUUUAAAGCUGAUACUUAUUCCAGAUUUUUGCUCCUCCUUGUAUCAUAUUCCACACCGGCAGGCAAACUGUAUAUCAGAGCUUCUUUAGGACAUGCAUCACCACUGUGUAGACUAAACGGGCACAUUUCAAGCUUUUAUUAUAACUCAUUUAUUUCAGUAUUUUUUAUGAAUAGUGAUUGCUCGUCUUCUGUAAUCAUAUGUUUAUGUAUUGAGGUUGCCUACGAAUGUGUUUCGGGGGACGCACUCACACUCAUGGAGACAAAAUCAACACAGGCGGGGAAAUAUAUUUGAGUUUCUUUCCACUUCUUUCUCCUUUUUUAAAAUCAUUUGAUCCUUGGUGGUGGAGACGGACAGAGUCCUAUGUAAAGAUUAAAAAAUAAGAACCUCUGAUCCGUCUCCUGUUUCUGUUUCUGGUAGUGAAUGUGCUGUAGUCUGUUUUCAGUCCUUAUUGUGCAACUAAACCGUGUCUCUGUUGGGUCAGUGUACAGCAGAGCGAUUCAGAUUCAGCCAUUGAACACUUUUACUGCAUGCUUGUCGCCCCACUUGAUAAAACAAGACAACUCAGAUUUUUCUCAGUAAGAACAUUAAGUCUCACAGCCAGGGAUAUAUUUCACAGCAUAGUAUAUCCAUUUUAUUUAAUUGUGCAGACAUUUAGCAACAUUUGGUCAUGUUCCUCGCUACUAGGGAGCAUCAGUCCCUCCCUUUUCGGUGGACCACCAUGGGACCUUAUUUCAGAAAAAACUAUGUAUGUGGAGUCAAUGGAGAGAGAGAAAUUAUGUUUUGAUCCCGUUUGAAUUGUGCCAUGAAUUACAGAUAUGAUGUUUGUCAAUCUUAGAAAAUCAUUUCCAAGUCAAGGAAGUCACAGUUUGUCCCAAAACUGUUGAAAUAUAAGACUAUGAAAAUACUCAACCAGAAAUACCACAAAUCCAAGAGUGGCGUAAGUGAUGUCAUAACCUUUCCCCUCCACUAAAUAUAAGAGCUAUGAGGAUAACUUUAACAAGACGCCUGUGUGCUUUGUGCCAAGCUGUAGGCGUACCAGCAAUGAGUCUCCUCGUUGCUUGCUAGUUCAUCGAGCGGUUUCACACAAAAACAAGUGUUACUUCAAAGUUUUACGACUUGCAAAAUGAUCUUUUAAAUUGACAAACAUCAUAUGUGUAAUUCAUGGCACAAUUCAAACGGGGUCAAAAAAUAAUUGUCUCUCGCCAUUGCCUACCAUACAUAUUUUUUCCGAAAUAUGGUCCCAUGGGUCGGAGGUAGAAGGGAGGGACUUAGGCUCUCUAUGCAGGAAAGAAGGGGCUUCUACUAUGGCUGCUGUACCAGUGAAGAUAUCAUGUGUGCAGUUUAAUGUCUCUUAAACCCAAGCGUGUGCACUCCUCUGAUCGAUGCUGUAUAAAGGCCAUGCAUUUGGUGGUAUAGCGUGAACAUUUGAGACUCUUCUUUGACCGUCAGUAACGUCUCUCCCGCCCAGCCUGUGCUUUCUUUGUUCCAACAUUCAGUUUUACAAGUUUAGGUUUCUCUUUUCAAAAGCCAAGGAACUUCUUUUUUUUAUUUUUUUAACUGCACUGUGUCCUUUUCCCUCCUGAUGCGUUUCCCAUGUGCUGUUCAAGAAAUACUAUGUGUGAAAAAUAAACCAAACUUGUGUUGAGUGAC
Messenger RNA from Eleginops maclovinus (Patagonian blennie), 6248 nucleotides. It is a transcript of the gene tle2b, whose product is annotated as TLE family member 2, transcriptional corepressor b. The transcript has 22 exons. Gene Ontology annotation, biological process: negative regulation of canonical Wnt signaling pathway; regulation of DNA-templated transcription. Gene Ontology annotation, cellular component: nucleus; transcription regulator complex. The record is from RefSeq and is a predicted model, not a curated record. NCBI's taxonomy places the organism in Eukaryota, Metazoa, Chordata, Actinopteri, Perciformes, Eleginopidae. Bases 832 to 3141 code for a protein of 769 amino acids. Gene Ontology annotation, molecular function: transcription corepressor activity; protein binding.